Molecule: messenger RNA, 354 nt
Organism: Emiliania huxleyi CCMP1516
Lineage: Eukaryota; Haptophyta; Isochrysidales; Noelaerhabdaceae
Exons: 1
Coding region: 1-354 (117 amino acids)
Source: RefSeq, a predicted model, not a curated record
AUGGGCUUCCGCUCGUGCAUUGUUCCCGAGAGCGACGAGGGCGAGAGCUCUGGUGACGAGUGCGGCUCGGCGGCCGCGGAGGCGGCGUCCGACAGUGAGUCGGAGUCUUCCCUCCUCGAGCAGGCCAUACGGGCGGCGGGUGAUGUGUGCGGGCCGUCGACAUCGGCCGUCGAGACGGGCAACUCUCUCGAGGCGGGCAACUCUUCCGACGAGGACGCCUCUCACUGCGAGACGCUCGGGGCCGACGACUCCUCCGAUGCGUCCUACACCGACGGCGACUCCUCCAGCAUCGACUCCGAUGUCGGCGGCGCCUCCGACGAGGACAGCGACGCGUCUUGGUUGCCCUCCGACUAG